GAGGCCGAGCCCCCGUCGCUUAGCAACGUGCGAGUUACAGUCGCCGAGCUUUGCGCGCCCUUUUCCUGGCGGGGCUGCGUCCCUGUUCUUCCCAGGAGGCUCCUCGCUGCCUGGUGCCGCAGAGGCCCAUGGAGGGAAAGGAAGAUAAGCAUCAACAGCAUAAAAUAGAGGAUGCUGCUAUAGCAUAUGUAACUGAAAAUGAAGAAAUUAAACACGAAAAAAAACCUGGAAAAAGCAUACAUCAUUCAAAACCACGUGUUGGAAGAGGACGUAUAUAUUAUGCUAAAUUCAUUAACACAAAUGCAAGAACAUACAAUGAACCAGUUCCCUACAUAGAUCCCAAAAAAGGGCCAGAAAUACAGGGUGACUGGUGGUCACAUGGUAAAGCACUGGAACCUGUCUUCCUACCACCUUAUGACUCUAAGAGCACCCAGAGGAGUGACUUCCAAAAACCAUCGUGUCCACUGGUUUUGCCAGUCAAACACAGCAAGACGCAAAAGCCUUCUUGUGGAAUAGUACCACUUGCCUCUCCUGGUACAUCAGCAGAACUUCAAAACAAUUUUAUAGAAUACAUCUCUUUUACACAUCAAUAUGACGCCAGAAAAACUCCGAAUGAGCCUCUCCAGGGAAAGAGACACGGAGCUUUUGUACAGAGAGAGAUAAAACCAGGGAGUAGGCCAACAGUUCCUAAAGGAACAGAGGUAUUACUGAAUGCUCCAGGGUCACAUUCAUCAGAACAGUCCAAAAAAACAGAGAAAGGAAACUCAGCGGAAAGCAGAAUGAUCUCACCAGGUCUCUGCCAACAAAAUUCCCAAGAGCUGUUAGAGCCUAAAACUCACUUAUCAGAAACAGACGUCAGACAGGCAGCCAAGGCAUGCCCCAGCAGUCCUGAGAGCAGAGAAAAGACGGCAGGCGCCACUCAAACAACUGUAGGAGAUGCUCUUUUCACUAGGCACAAGCCUUUAAAUCCACCAGUUAAAAAAUCAGAAUAAAUUACCUUCUUCAGGUAAAAAUCUAAUCCCUGGAAUAUAGGGAAAUUUCACAAUCAUCAUCUUGGCCCUUACAUUUACUUUUCUGUUAUCAGUAACUUCAGAACAUACAAUUUAUGUAAAUAGAAAAAGAGAAAAAAGACAAUUAAAAUACAACCAAAUGUUAUUAAUAAGAGUGGUCUCCAAUAAGUGGAGUGAGACAUUAUUUCUAUGUCACAUUCUUUAUAAACACAACUUUGUUUUGCACAACAAAUGAUCGUAAUUAACAAAUAUAAUAAGACUUAGAAGACAGGCCCUGUUCGACAUGAGUGACAGCUUUGGAAUCAAACAAACUAGAGUUGGAAUGUUGGCUUCACUUCAUUCCUUGAGCUGUGUGACCUUGGGUAAGUAACUUAACCUCUCUAGACUUCAGUUUUCUCAACUGUAAAAUUAGGAAAAUAGCAACUUCGUAAGAUUAUUGAGGAUGUGAUUAUGCACAUUGAUCAGUAAGUGGUCAAUGUAAUCAUAUCAUCACUGCUACUAUAAUUCAAUUUUCAAUUUAAGGAUAAUGUUCUCUUAUAUAUUUAAUUUUUCCUCAUUAUUCUAAAACUUAGAACUCCUCCAUAUAAAAUUAAAAGUGUGAAAAUCUAAAAAUACCUCUGCCAGUACAAGAUGCACAGACACAUACACACUUAAUUCAAAGACGUAAGGGUACUUAGAAUAUUGAAGUAUUUUCUAAAUUGUUUUCUAUUUUACUCAGAUCAUUUCUAGCACCAACUCAACCUUUGCUUUUUGGAUGAGUUUGGUAAGGAUUAAUUCUACUUCCAAUUUGGUGUGUUUGGUGUGCCACAAUAUAUCUAUUACAAGAUAUGUUAUAUUGCAUACAAGUGGAAGUAGGUGGAGUAUUCCUCUGUGAUAAAGAGUAUUUACAAAUUUCCAUGGGGAAAUAUCAGCUGCUCACUAUUAUCUGCAGUAUUGAUAAGACUACAGCUAUAUCUUUAUCCCUUUAUUCUCCAUUAAAGAAAUUGUGAUAAACUGCAAAAUAAUGAAUGUCAUUAUAUUUUUUUGUGUUGGGGACUUCUAGUUCUUGCCACAUGUAUAUCUCCAAUAUAUAUCUUGGAGAUCUUUCCUUGUCAACACAUGUAGGCAACCUUGUUAUUUUAAUAGCUCCAUAGUCUUCAAUAGCAUAGGUAUACUACUAUAAAAUUGGAAAAAUAAGAAUGCAAGUUUUGGUAUGAGGGCAGGGAAGGGAGAGGUUGUUAGCAUGUUUGGAAAAAGAUCUUAAAGCCUAGGGUCUUGAAUUUUUAUCCUCAUUGGAACAGGGAUGGAACCUUAUGUCCUCCAAAGUAGAAAGAUAGAAUUGAAAUCUGCAUAAAGCUAGAACUCUCGAAUGGCUGGCCUGUCAGUGCAAGGCAGACUCCACUCCACUCAUAUAACCAGAAGAUAGCAAGAAAAUUUGCCUCUGCCUGGAGCUAUGGAUAGUGAAUAAACUCCUUGUGAAAAAGUAAAACCCCAAGCUUGUACCACGCUCCAGUUAGGAAUAUGAAUUUACAUGUAAGACUUCUCUUAGGACACAAAACGAAAAAAUCCUCUAGUGAUGCCACCGAAGGGCCUGACAAAAGCAAAUGCAAACCCUCCCUGGAGAGAGUUUCAUGAUCAACACAAAAAAGGAAUCCCUGCUAAAGAUAGUCACCAACAAAAAUUACAAAUCACACCAAGAAGAAAACCAAACUGAGCAAGAGUCUGCAGUACAAAAGAAUGACUAUAAUUUCAGAACUGGAGAUAAAAGAAUUAAAACAUGUAACUUCAAAACUGGAGAUAAAAGAAUUAAAAUACUUUC
This is a messenger RNA of Pongo pygmaeus (Bornean orangutan), 2808 nucleotides long. It is a transcript of the gene CIMIP6, whose product is annotated as ciliary microtubule inner protein 6. The coding region runs from base 129 to 992 and encodes 287 amino acids. NCBI's taxonomy places the organism in Eukaryota, Metazoa, Chordata, Mammalia, Primates, Hominidae. The record is from RefSeq and is a predicted model, not a curated record. The transcript is spliced from 5 exons.